Dentiscutata erythropus is the source of this 1059-nucleotide messenger RNA. The record is from the annotation of a GenBank genome assembly. Lineage: Eukaryota; Fungi; Glomeromycota; Glomeromycetes; Diversisporales; Gigasporaceae.
AUGGACAAGAACUCAUAUUUUGGUACGUCGUCGUCGUUGACGACUCCUCAGCACGUUCCCCUUGUUCCCAUUAUUUCUGACAAACACCUUUCUCUGCUACUUCCAAUAAUUAUUUAUUGGGUAUAUUCUGGAAUGUACCACCUAAUUUCGAUAUACCGAAUUCCUUUCUUCGAAAAAUAUCGAAUUCGUAGUCUAGAGGAGACUAAAACCAAAAAUAAAAUUUCUAGUUCGGAAGUUAUUAAAGGAGUUAUUGUGCAACAAUUUUUGCAGACUGUACUGGGCUUUAUAGUAGUAGCUGCUGAAGAAGAGCAAGUGUUACCUGAUGAUAACGCAGAGAUUUUGGGUCUUAGCCAAACUUUAGAAACUUAUUCGACAAGCUUCGGUAUAGGGCAUCAUAUUAGACCACAUAAGCAAAUAUUGGCAGAAUAUUCUUAUUGGUAUUUAAUACCAGUUGUAAAAUUUUUCUUUGCAAUGUUCCUGUUAGAUACAUGGCAAUAUUUUAUGCAUAGAUUAUUCCAUCAAAAUGCAUUUCUUUAUCGCCACAUUCACUCUCGACAUCAUCGAUUGUAUGCACCUUACGCUUUUGGAGCACUUUACAAUCAUCCUAUAGAAGGCUUCUUGUUUGAUUCUCUUGGCGCUACUAUUGCGUUUACAUUAUCAGGAUUAUCAGUUAAAGGCGCGAGCAUUGAUCAUGUGUGUUUACAAGUGAGCUUUGAUGAUAACUAUCUCAUGUGUCGUACAGUUGAUGACCAUUCAGGUUAUGAUAUACCAUUCAAUCCUAUACAGAGAAUAUUUGGCAAUAAUGCUAUUUACCAUGAUAUUCAUCAUCAAACAUAUGGAUUGAAAAAGAAUUUUUCACAACCGUUUUUUACCUUCUGGGAUCGCAUUUUUGGAACUUACUUACCUUAUCAUGAAGUACCAAAAGUUUUGGAAGAGGAUUCGUCUAGAGAUAUUGCCGAUGAUGACGAUGAUCCCCAAGCCUUGAAAAAGUCUAAAACUAUGGAAUCCAGAACUUCGUCUAAAAGAUACAAUUUGAGAUCGAGAAAAAAUAUUUCCUAA